Molecule: messenger RNA, 528 nt
Organism: Leptosia nina
Lineage: Eukaryota; Metazoa; Arthropoda; Insecta; Lepidoptera; Pieridae
Source: the annotation of a GenBank genome assembly
AUGAAGUGCAUUGUCCUCGUUGUUUUAUCCUGCGCUGCAGCACUAAACGCUCAGCCAUUCGGUCUUGGUCUUGGGAGAUUGGGCAUGGGAGGACUCGGUAUGGGCUUGGGUGUGGGCAACGGUAUUGGCCUUGAAGGCUUGGGCGUAGGCAACGGUAUUGGCCUUGGAGGCUUGGGCGUAGGUGGAUUAGGAAUGGGGAGAUUGGGACUAGGCGGUUUGGGCGUGGGAGGAAUGGGAAGCUACGCCAACGGCGAAGGCUAUGGUGGCCAAGAGUUCGGUAGCGGUGCCAGUGGCGUAGGUAACGCAGGUUACCAAAAUUCAGGAAUGGGUGGUUACCACAAUGUCGGAGCUCAUAAUAACAGGGUUAUGUCGGUCAAUCAAGCUGAGGACUCUGGUUUCCACAACAUCGGUGGUGGAUCAACAAUGAAUAACGGCGGCUUUGAAGGAAACGGAUACAACGGGUAUCAAAAUGGCGCUUCGCAAUUCGGCAACGGUUUCGGGGCUGGCAGACAAGGAAUUAUGAUAUAA